Molecule: messenger RNA, 980 nt
Organism: Amorphotheca resinae ATCC 22711
Lineage: Eukaryota; Fungi; Ascomycota; Leotiomycetes; Helotiales; Amorphothecaceae
Exons: 1
Coding region: 1-807 (268 amino acids)
Source: RefSeq, a predicted model, not a curated record
AUGCGCGCAAAUCAGGAUACUUCUUGCAUUCUCAAGUCUGAAGAUAGGGCAUCGAAAAUUCCGAACAUCGUUGGCUUUAUUAUUAUUCGGAUAUUACCCAUCGGCAGUCUGUCUUUCUUCCUCUACAAGACGCUCACAGAAGUCGUACUUGAUGGGGAUCAAUACCUCAGGAUGUUAAUUAUUAACACCAUUGCUUGCAUCAUGGUACAUUCCGGCAUAUUGUACAGUUCUAAGUACGAUUCUAUCAAGCUGGAGGAGUUGGGGUCCCGACAAGCAUGGCUCGACACUUUGAACUCGACUAUUAAGACAUGGGUCAAAGGAAAUGGUCCCGUUUUCAGAUGUUUCAGUUCACUUGAAUCCGAGGAUAAGUACAUACAGUGCGAGAAGGAGGUAUUUGCCGCGUACUUGGCGGGUUCACGCCAGGGAAUACCACCACCCUUUUCUUCAAGAGAAGCCCGUUAUCGAUUAACGAUCUGGAUUGUGUAUACAUUUGUAGUCCUUCGACUGGCCUCCGCCGACAUUCUUCCAGCCUUGGCUCAAUCUAUAAUGUGGAGUAGCAUAUUCCUAUGGCUUCUUGCUUCUUUUCUGAUUGGAAGGCGGCUGGGUCGGUCCGUGGAAAUGGGUGGCGCGGUGGAAAAAGUAAGAAAGGAAUGCGAGAGUAUUGAUGUGGAGAAAGGGGAGGAUAUACGGGAGCAACUAGAGUGGUGGAUUGAAGCUAUCCUGAAAGAAGAAUCGGACUCAGAUGCAUUGGCUAAGCAGAGAAUGGAGGUAAUAAUAGCUCCGCUUUUGAGAGCUGUCCGCUGCUGAUUGAAAGCAAGAGGGUUUGAAAAUAACUGUGCGGUUCUCAAUUAAUUCCUCUGGACUCGCUAGUAGUCACUUGUACAUCACGCUUAUAGGGAAUCUGAAUGACACCAAGCGCAGAAAUUCAGAGUCAGGUAGUCUACCUUUCUUAAGAACUUUGUGAAGCCCUUUCCCCUUCA